AUGGCGCUUGCAGCCAAGAAGAAGAUCGUGAAGGAGAAGGGGCAGGAGCCCGAUGACUUUGAGGAGCAGGUGGCGCAGGCUCUGUUCGACCUGGAGGCGACCAACUCGGAGCUGAAGGCGGACCUGCGCGACCUGUACAUCACCGGCGCCAAGGAGAUUGAUGUGCAGGGCGGCAGCAGGAAGGCCGUCAUUGUGCAGAAGCCGCGGCAGUCGUCCACAGGGACCGGCUGUGGCGAGCCCAUCAGCCGGAUCCGCACAUGCGAUAUAUGCAGUGUCCCACGGGGGCGCCACGUGCCGUUCCGCCUGCUUAAGGCCUUCCACAAGGUGCAGCAGCGGCUCGUGCGCGAGCUCGAGAAGAAGUUCAGCGGCAAGGACGUUGUGAUCGUCGCCAACCGCCGCAUCCUGCCGCCCAGCAGCAGCGGCGUGUCCAACUCGCGCCCCCGCAGCCGCACGCUGACGGCCGUGCACGAGGCCAUCCUGGGGGACCUCGUGUACCCCACGGAGAUUGUGGGCAAGCGCAUCCGCUACAGGGUGGACGGCUCCAAGCUCCUGAAGGUGUUCCUUGACCCCAAGGACCGCAACACCACCGAGUACAAGGUGGACACCUUUGCCGGCGUGUACAAGAAGCUCACCGGGAAGGAUGUCGUCUUCGAGUUCCCCGUGGCCGAGGCCGCGGCCUGA
Messenger RNA from Monoraphidium neglectum, 681 nucleotides. Its product is annotated as 40S ribosomal protein S7. Bases 1 to 681 code for a protein of 226 amino acids. The record is from RefSeq and is a predicted model, not a curated record. Gene Ontology annotation, cellular component: cytosolic small ribosomal subunit; ribosome; small-subunit processome. Gene Ontology annotation, molecular function: structural constituent of ribosome. Gene Ontology annotation, biological process: translation; rRNA processing; ribosomal small subunit biogenesis. NCBI's taxonomy places the organism in Eukaryota, Viridiplantae, Chlorophyta, Chlorophyceae, Sphaeropleales, Selenastraceae. The transcript is spliced from 6 exons.